Messenger RNA from Porites lobata, 4800 nucleotides. The record is from the annotation of a GenBank genome assembly. Lineage: Eukaryota; Metazoa; Cnidaria; Anthozoa; Scleractinia; Poritidae.
AUGAGUGGAAAAGUUACGCUGUUUAUCUCCGGUAUUUCAGGGAGCAAGGAGGUAUUUUUUGUUAAGUUUAAUGAUUUCUUACAAAUUGCUCUAGGUGUCGACUUGAAUAAUGUGUUAAUUUUUAAACAGUCGAGUGUAACCCGGGGUGUAAGUGAUCCCUGAUCCUGCAUAGGAGUCGUGAGAUACUGGACCGCAAUAAAGUUUAUAGCGGUAUUUCACCGGCUUCUUAUACUGUAUCACUUAUGAUUAAGCUUUUAAAUCUAUCCAAUAACAGUUAGCUUUCAAAUUUUACUUCGCGAAAGGCACUCAUUUAACUCUUUCAAUCGGAGUUUGUGAUCCUAACUUUACAUUUGAGUCACAGCUACCCUUGUGCUCUCUGCGGAGAUCAAUGAAUUUAUCUGGAAUUAUAUCAUUUGAACCGAUCUUAUGACAAGAUAGCUAUCUUGUAUCGCUGGCACAGCGCUAGCGUCCAGAAAAGUAUUUUCAAAGAUUUAAGUUUAUUUUAUUUUUGAACAUAUAAAAUUAACUCAUUUCUCGCCAGAGCAUAUUUUCAUUAAAAAUUGCUCAAGCUGUUUUGAAUCUAAAACUUGACUUGUCAAAGAAACUUAAUAAUAUUAAAUUGAGAAAACAGAGAAGUUCGCUUUUCCAGUCAGUUUCCCAAAAUAAGAAGGUUCUCUUUCUCUGCAAUUUAUGCUUCAAUCAGAUUUGAAAAAACUAAGUGAAAGAAAAUUGAAAGUCCAUGUCUUAGUCUUUUGAAUGGCCAUUUAUAUUAUAACAAAUGGAAUUAUUACUGAUGACAUAUUUAUUUCAGAAUGAAAUAUCUUCCACAAUCAUUGCAUGGAAAGCAAUUAAGUCCAGAGCAGAAUUUGGGGGUACACUGGGUCCUCAAUAGCUGGUCAUAUAGAUAAUUUAAUUUUAACCUUUUCUGACUGAACUGCUGAACACCUACAGCAACACUACCUGCCUGCCAUGCAAGCGUUUUUAGGGGAGCUCGUUUUUUCGUCCCUCCCCACAAAUGCCAGCUCAACGGAGAACAACAUUCCUUUCCCAUUGUGUUAUUUGCGUGGUGUGACCAAUCAACAGUUUUGAAAUAAAGUGUUGACAGGCUAAACAAGACUCAUAAGCUUGUGGUAUAUUUAUAUAUAGUGUCAAUAAAUAUACCUUUUUCGUAAUUCUUUUUUUUCCUUCGCUAAGGUUAUGCAGAGCAUGGAGUAUUCUAAAAUCUGACUAAAUCUUACUUUUGCCGCCCUGAGUCUAACAUUUUUUUGUUAGAGGUCAUAAAGCUUUCCCAGUGUUUUUUUUCAUGCAGAUCGAGUAUUUAUCAGGUUACCGUGUAGUCAAGGUCAACCUUCCAGAAUUUGGAAAGUACAAUGUGAUUGGCUUGGUUAACCUUGGUUCUCGGUCGAGCAGGCAUUUGUGAGGAGGGACAAAAUAUAAGCUCCCCUAAAAAUGCCUGCGUGGAAGGUUACAGUAACACAUGCUUGUAUCAUAGGCUAUAAUACAUGCCAGUAUCCCAAGGGAUACAACUGUCAUUUGUUGCUUUUCUUUGCCAGAUUAAAAAAAGACAGCAACACAUUAGCACGAUGUUGCAGGCACAGAAAAUACCUUUUGAGACAGUUGACGUAGCAUCUGAUCCAGCUGCACUGGACAGGAUGAGGGAACUGGUCACAAAAGGAAAACCGAAAAUAAAGGAUCCUGAUGAUGAAGAGGAGGAUGAGGAGGAGGAAGAAGAAGUCAUCCUUGCUCCUCAGAUUGCAAAUGGUGAUGAGUACUGUGGGGUAAGGAAUUUACAUCAUUUGAGCCGCAUAGUUUGCCAGUUUGACAUCACUGGGGCCACACAUUAUGGAUUUCCCCACUCCCCUAUGGGGAUGGGUUAUCCCUUGAGUAUUUUACUAAUGCUGAUUGGUCUGAUAAAUGAGGUCUGCAGCUAGCUCUUAAAUCCCAGCCCCCCAAAACCUUUUUUUGGUACACAAAAUUAACCCCUAAAAGGUAGUUUGACCAAGAACAUCUUCUUUACACAUCAUCUACUCCAGCUAGAAUAUAUUAACAACCCAAAAACUAAUUACUGGGCUUCCCAUGUGAGUGAUAUGCUGCCCAUUCAAAAAAUAAUGGAGGCCGCCUCAUCUGUCCAACAAAAAGAUUAAAUAGAGGAUGGAUCUUGUUUUCCGUCCCCCUGAAGAGGAUUGAAUUUUUAAUAUACAGAAGAUGGCAGACUAAGAAUGUGAUCAGCAAAGCUAGUCUCACUCUGGACUGACAGCUCUGCUUUUCUUUAUCACACUGUUUAUCAUGUUUUUACGAACAAAUGUUUAUGUAUCUUAACAAAUGUCAUGUGACCGAAGCACGAGAAAGUCAGGCUCAAAGGUAAUAUAAAUAAAUGGCAUUUUGGAAGAAUACACAUAUGAUUCUGGCAAAUUGAGCUCUUCAAGUGUAAUUUUUGAACCCAUUUGAUUAUUGCUGCAUUCAUGUCCAUUCCCCCACCUUAAGUGCCAGAGAUUUUUUAAGCCUGCUUUCUAGAAUCCGUUCAUUCAAGUCUUUAUCAUUACUUCUCAAUCGCCGCAUGCAAGAAUAAAACCUCUGGAAUCCAGGGUAAAUCCCCCGGACAUUUGUCAUAUAGGUUCCUCUAUCCAUGAGGUCUUCGUUUUAGUCCAUGGGGUCUUCAUUUUAGUCCAUGGGAUCUUAGGUCUUCGUUUUGGGUGUUUGGUUUAGAAACACCCAUCUCCUCCCUAUAAACAUCUUCCUCAGAAAUCUUCAGAGGCCAUGGUUAUGCUUUCGCUGGCUAAUAUUCUGUAGGGGCGGCAAUAUUCAAACAGACUGUGAAGGCAUUUCAAAUCUACACUAUCUUUAGCCACAAGUCAACUAACUUUUUAAAAUGGAGGACAAUUUUAGCCUCUCACACAGACAUUCGUUUGGCUCAUUACGCAAUGAGGAAUUGUAAGGUACGUGUGAUGAAGCCCUAAGAAGGUACGGUCUGCUUGGUAGGUGUAAUUUUGGUGCAGCAUGUCAAAUUGUCACGCAAGCGGACAGACUAAAUGUACCCCCAUUAUUUAAUAUGUGCACUAUGAUCAGAUUUAUCAAGUGGUCAUGUAAAAACCUGCCUCAUAUCAUAUAUUAGCUAAGUAUGUGAAGUGUUUUGUUUUUUCUGCCAUAUUGAUCUUAAAAUGGGUGGACAUUUCGCCCAUUGUGGUUUGAUUAAUCAGGUAUGGUUUUCAAUUCAAUGUUAAAAUGUUUAAAUUCAGUGUCUGUUCAGCUCCAACAUUUCAUGUGAAAGACUAUCUUUAUUGAUAAGCAUAUUUUUUUACUUAUUAAAAAAAUAUGCUUGUCAAUUAAGAUUAUGCUGACUUUUCUUGGACAAGGUAAUGGGUUCAUAAACCAUGUACAACUUUCAAAAACCAGAGUCUGAAAACUGAUAUGGGUUUUGGUCUAAAAUAGGGUAGGAAUUUGUUGAACCGGGCAGCACUUUUAAUUAUAGUUUAUCUAAUAAUAAUAUUAUUAUUGGAUAUUAUAUUAAUGAAAUAUUUCAGUUAAUUGAAAAUUUUUGUGAAUUCUUGAAAGAAAAGUGCUCAUUAUAUAUAUUUUUUUACCUAGGGUUAUGAAGACUUUGAAAAUGCUAUUGAAAUGGAGAAUUUGAAAGAGUUCUUAAAGCUGAAGUAACAGGAUCAGUGGAUUAUAUCUCUUGGACUUAUGACACAAGUUACAUACAGCUGCAUAAACUUAAGUUAAGACACUAUAGGUGACUUUUAAAGUCAAUUGAUCAUCCAGCUUUAAAGUAUCAAAAAUAUGGACUUCUCUUUUAGAGCGUUUAUAAUAAAGAAAUUAUUCUUCAGCCAUUAGCAGUUUUGAGCUUCAGAUUGAUAUUGUUGAGUAGAACAUGUAACUGAAACUGUAAUGAUUAUAAAACGCUUUUUAUCAUUACUGAAUUAUAUUUCCAGUACUUUGGAACUCCAGUUGGUACUUAGUUAAAUGGGGGCUCCAAAAACUGCAUAAAUCAUUGGACUGAGUAACAUGAUAUUCUUUUUUACACACCAUGGAAUGCACAUUUAGUUACUAUUUAAUACCAUAUAAUACUGUUGGAAAAAUUGAAAAAUUUCUUAAAACAAAAACAAAGGCAGCCAAGUUAGUUAACAGUAUUUUGUAAACAAAAGUUUUAUGCAAUAGUUUUUUUUUAUACUUAGCAAACUAAGGCAAAAAACGGAAAACGAAUGAUAAAAUCCAACGUUGCGGAGAAGUCAUGACCCCAUUAUUCGAUCAUGCAAAUUACAGCAAUUAAAGCGAUGUGCCGCGAAAAUUAACAUUAUAACAGGGUGAAAAUACUUUUGCACGAAUACCAAAUAGCAAAUUAUUUUAUAAAGUAUUAAUACAAAAUAGUUUUGUAUAAUUCAACCAGCUCAGACUUAAAGAUAGACAAAAAUUGCAAUUUAAAUUUUUUGCUAAGUUGCAACAAAUGCAAAAUUAAUGUGCUUACCAUACUGUACCAGUUGUGAUUACAAAAAAAAUUACAAGUUUUCCUGUAUUGAGUGGAUAUAACAACACAGGACCAAUUUAAUCACAGUUGAGCUCCCUAUUAAAGAGGACACCCAUAUCUGCCACGCAGACAUUGCACUUGCAAGACACGCCAAAAGAAUGUCUGUGUGGGAGGCUAUUUAAAAGGAGAAUUGUUGGUUUUCUAAGUUAGGGGAGAGUUUUUAAAACAGAGUUUUUCUCAAGGUAGUCUUAAGAAGAGCCAUCUGCUUGGCCAUUAAGAUAGCUAAUAAUUGUUUGUCUUUUUCAUUUUCAAAAUACUUUACUGAAUCCUUAUAGGGC